ACAGAACAACAGAGGCAAUGGAAACUUCUUUCUGGGAUAAAAGGUGGCCAUAUUUCCUCCUCUGCAGAGGGCAGUCCUCUGUUUGAAGGGCUGUCUGGUCCAAGUCCAGUUUAAAGGUAAAGAACCUUAAGGAUGAAGCGCAGGGGGCCUUGAAGUUGUCCAUCAACAGUUAGCAGCAUCUGGAUAGCAGACUGAGCAGGCACACAAGUCACCCGGUCACAGUCUUACCCACUUUGAAAAGAAUGAAAGUUAUGCUGAGCAAGAAGAUGAAAACCAAGCAGCAGCAAGAAUGAAAAAAAUGAUACUGGGAUGGACAAAUGUCAAUGUUGUUUUCAUUUCAUAUUUUCCCAAUCUUAAGUUCAGUUUGCCCCAUUUCCACAUUAAAAAAGGAUGGGGUGUGUCCUAGAAAUCACAGACGAGUCAGCUUAAUGUCUGUUCCAGGAAAACUGGUGGAAAGUAUUGUUAGAUAAAAUAACCAAGCAUAUAAAAGAACAGGCCUGGCUGAAGCGGAACCAGCAUGGCUUUUGCAAGGGUGGAUUACCUGCUGCUGAUUUUUCUUCUAGCACCAAACCAAGACAUGCUACGUGUUCACUGCCACUAACAAUGACCAUGACCCUUCACACAAAAACCUCCAGUGUUGCUUUAUUGCACCAGAUACAAGGCAAUGAACUAGAGCCUCUUAACAGAACUCAGCUGAAGAUUCCUCUGGAACGACCGAUUAGCGAAAUGUAUGUGGACAGCAGCAAGACUGGAGUUUUCAACUACCCAGAAGGUGCUGCUUAUGAUUUUUCCACUGCCGCUCCAGUGUACAGCUCACCUAGCCUCAGUUAUGCCCCUACAACAGAAUCUUUUGGGUCCAGCAACCUAGGAGGAUUUCAUUCUUUGAAUAAUGUUCCUCCAAGCCCUGUUGUGUUUUUACAGACAGCACCGCAGCUCUCACCUUUUAUUCACCACCCCAGCCAGCAGGUACCUUACUACCUUGAGAAUGAACCGAACAGCUUUGCAAUGAGAGAAGCGGCCCCAACAGCCUUCUACAGGCCAGGUUCAGAUAACAGACGUAUUGGUGGCAGAGAACGAAUGGCCAGCACCAGUGAAAAGGGAAGCCUCUCCAUGGAAUCCACCAAGGAGACACGCUACUGUGCUGUCUGCAAUGACUAUGCUUCAGGCUACCAUUAUGGUGUUUGGUCCUGUGAGGGAUGCAAAGCCUUCUUCAAAAGAAGUAUACAAGGUCACAAUGAUUACAUGUGUCCUGCUACCAACCAGUGUACCAUUGACAAGAACAGGAGGAAAAGUUGCCAGGCUUGUAGGCUCCGAAAAUGCUAUGAAGUUGGCAUGAUGAAAGGUGGAAUUCGGAAAGACCGCAGAGGUGGCCGUAUGCUGAAACACAAACGUCAAAGAGAGGAACAUGACAACAGGAAUGCAGGAGUUGUAGCUGAGUCAAGGAGCCCCACCCUCUGGCCAAGCCCUCUGAUGAUCAAACAUAACAAAAAGAAUAGUCCAGCCCUGUCUCUGACUGCAGAUCAGAUGGUCAGUGCCUUGCUAGAGGCUGAGCCACCUAUUGUCUAUUCAGAGUAUGACCCUAGCAGGCCUUUCAAUGAAGCAUCUAUGAUGACACUGUUGACCAACCUUGCUGACAGAGAACUGGUGCACAUGAUCAGCUGGGCCAAAAGAGUUCCAGGGUUUGUGGAUUUAUCACUCCAUGAUCAGGUCCAUCUCCUGGAAUGUGCCUGGCUAGAGAUACUGAUGAUUGGCUUAGUGUGGCGAUCAGUGGAGCACCCAGGAAAGCUACUGUUUGCCCCCAACCUGCUGUUGGACAGGAAUCAAGGGAAGUGUGUUGAGGGUUUUGUAGAAAUAUUCGACAUGCUGCUGGCCACUUCUUCCCGCUUCCGAAUGAUGAAUGUCCAAGGGGAAGAAUUUGUGUGCCUUAAAUCCAUCGUCCUACUUAAUUCUGGUAUCUAUACAUUUCUUUCCAGUACCUUAAAAUCAUUAGAGGAAAAAGACCAUAUCCAUCGUGUUCUGGAUAAAAUAACUGACACUUUGAUACAUUUAAUGGCCAAAUCCGGCCUCUCUUUGCAGCAGCAGCAUAGGCGACUGGCUCAGCUCCUCCUCAUUCUUUCCCACAUCAGGCACAUGAGCAACAAGGGAAUGGAGCACCUCUACAAUAUGAAGUGCAAGAAUGUGGUCCCUCUUUAUGAUUUGUUGCUGGAAAUGCUAGAUGCCCACCGUUUGCAUGCCCCUCCAGCAAGAAACACACCACCACAUGAAGAAGAUCCAAUGAACCAGCUGGCAACCACAUCCACUGCAAUGCAUUCCUUACCACCUUGCUAUGUGAACAAACAGGAAGAUGUAAAUGAGCCAGAAGCCAUAUGAGAGUCUACAUUUCAAAUAGCCUACAGCUUUCUGAGAAUCCCAUCAGAAAACUACCUACUUCAGACUUAGUUGAAUUGGUACCAUGUGUAAGCACUCCAAUACUCACCAAUCACCAGUGAUUCCUAAAACAUUGCUUGAUGAGAUUUUUAAUGGACAAAAAUUUCUAAUUGUGGACAUAAUAUGGGGAUUCAGAAACAUCCUCUGUGGCUAAUUUAAAGAUAACACAAUUUUGAGGAUUCCUGUAGUCUUUUUGCUGGUAUCAAACUAAGAAUACUUUUCUCUUUGAAAUCUAUUGGGCAAAGAUCCCAGCUGAGUUUGAGUAGGUGAUGUUUACAUGUAAUGUUCAUUGGGUCUUUGAUAAAUACAAGAAUUCUAACCCCCACUACAUAUUCACACUAAACACAAUCAUGGUUAAGAACUAAUAUGAAUGACUGGAGUCUAACAAAAUCUUUCAAGACAAAACAACAUGAUUUAGAAUUUUGCCUUUGGGCCUUUUUAAUUAUUAUUUCAGGGAUAUAUACAACUAGAUGAAUUUGUCCUCUCUAAAUCUUUAGACUGCACUCACAGCUGACUUCAGCAAGAAAUCCCUCAGUUUACUUUUUGGGAAUGAGAAUGAGGUGCUAGGUUGCAGUGGUACCCAAAAUGGGUUUGGCACAGCAUUACAGAGCUUAUGCUGGUACAGAUGGAACAGGCAGUUCUAUACUCAUACACGUAAUUCUCAGCUGGGUAGCCAGAGACAGAAUCCAACACUUGGGCCUACUAACUUUUGCAGUGUGGUUGAAAGUUUUUUUAAAAAAAGUAUAAAAAAACAUCCUUUCCGUAAUUGUCACAUCUACAUUAACAAUUAUAGCAAGCAAUAGCCACGGAUUGGUAUUUUAUGCUAUAGCAAUUGUAUAUUGCCCUGGGUGCUUUUGGCCCGAAAUACAUUUAAUACAUUUUAUAAACAAACAGGCAAAUUGAUAUGGUCCAAUUUAGACACUACUUACAUUAUACUAUGAGCUGGCAAAAUCUGAUUGAUCAUGUGGGAAGUUCUGUUGGUGCUACCAGAAAGGUAUCACACUGGAAUGGGAGCUUCCAACAUGAUCCCUCCUGUUUCAUGGUGUCAUUUUGUACAGCAACUGAACAGUUUGGGGAUGUAUCCAUAGCAGAAGCAGCACCCUCAGCUUGGAUGACAUUUGAAUUGGUCUAAAAGAUGAAAAUUGUAUUCUAGCAGUUGUUCAGUUUUCUAGCAGUUACAGGUCAAUUGAAUGCUAUCAAUACUGCACAGGAGAAAAAUAAUGUGGUUUCUUAGGUUCCACUUGAGUAACACAUGUGAGUCUUCAUGUUUGUACUGGAUGCUCCACAGUGUACAAAAUAGCUCUGUGUUGGGAACCUACUGGUGAAAAGGAGGAGUGAGGUGAGUACAGACCAUUUGCGUUGCACUGCAGCUAUGGUCACUUUCUGCCAUUUGCCCACACCUAUGCUGACCCCAACUAAAGUGAUGAGCACACACCUGGGGGCAAAACAGAACCCAAACUGCAGGUGAUCAUCACUAGCUGCUUUUGUGGUAUAUUUUGCGCUCCCAUCUCUACCCCCAAAUCUAUAGAAAGCAGUACAGCACCAAUGUUGUGAAUAGUUUUCAUCUCGUCUUAAUUGUACAAAAUGCUCUCACCAAUGCCUAUAUCUUGAGCUUUGUUUCCAGUGGCCUUGCUUUUUAUUAUUGUAAUGAAGUAUUUGUCUUUGUGCACUCAAAAUAUAAAACAAACAAAAAAAUGGUUCUGCUUUGAAACUUCCCCAAAUUUACUGGGGACUACAAAGUGCCUUGUCAGAAACUGACACAUUUUCAUUUUCAACGUGUGAUAGCUUUGUUCUGUGUGUUGCUUUGCAUGAUGUAUAAGCAAGAAGUCAAAAUGUGUGUAGGGCCACAUUUAAAAUAAGAAGCAAAUUGUAUCCAUUUGUAUCCCAGUGUUUACGAUCCCCAAUGCAUAUGAUUUGUGCCCCCUUUUUUAAAUAAGGGGAUACUUUUAGCUAUUUUCCCAAUUCCCCAGUCCCUUGUGGGCACAGAGCUUUAUGUAUGAACAAAACUCUUGUGCCUGCAAGGGAUUCUCUAUUAACUGCAGUGAAAAUGCCAUGAAAGAGGUGUUCUGUGCAUUAAAUUAAAUAGGGAACAAUUUUCAGGCACAAGAGUUCUAUGGUUGCUCUAGAGAACAGCAUACAGAACUCUAGAUGGAAGGUAGUGUAUACAAGAGAAAUUAGCCAUCACUGAUCUAAAUGCCAACAUCUCUCUGGCAGGUUCAUUAUGGGAGUCCAAGGGGGAAAUUUGUUUCUUCCUGUUAAAUUUGCAGAACUGAAAGGGGAGGGAUUUAGUUGUCAUUACUGUUAGUUUGUGGAAACAUUGUUUUAUCAUUAUUACUGAAAGCACCUUAAAUGAUGUAAUGUGUGUGUUUGUAUGCAUAUAAUAUACACACAUGCAGAACUCACCUAUCAGACAACUGAAUGUAAAUGUUCUAUUAACCCAGUCAACCAACUAAAAUACAAAAAUCACCACACUGUUUUUAUACUUUUCAGCUAUUCUCUGGUAUGCAAUCAUUUGUGCCUAAGGCUUAGCGAUUGUUAGAAAUCACUAUUUCAUACCAAUUUUUAUAUUUUCAAUAGUCAAGACAGCACUAAUUUAGCCUAGUAUUGAACACAAUGAGGAACUAUCCUUUAAUGAUGGAAGGACAUUCAAGGCAGCUAAUUAUGCUUUUUACCAAAAUACUAAUAAUGAUGGUUACCUAAAAGUGCAAGGAUUGGUUCUUCUUUCUUUCUUUUUUAAAACCAAACUGUUGAUACUGAAAUUUUAAAAAACAACAAAAAUACCCUAGAGAUAUAGGAAAUGUAAAGUUGCUACAUGCCAAAUCAUUAUAAUAGGUCUGAUUAACUUGCCUUACAUAAUGUCGGUUAAGAGACUCUGGAAAGAAAUGGGAGUGGUAAGCUUUUCCUGGUGGUAAUUUGUCUCUUUUGGUCAGGCCUUUCCCCCCCUUAACCCAGUAUAAAUGUCAUUCUUAUAUUUAGUGACAUUGUGGAUUCUCACUCCAGCACACCUCUUAGAGACAAUCAGCAUCAUACAGUCAUUCUCUUCUGUGUGGUAGGUUUAUGCCUUUCUGUAUGUUCACACCACCCAAAAUAUAUCCUCCUUCAGAGAAACAAUGAUAGACCUGUUGUUCUGCAUGGAAUAAAAAGCCUGCAUGCAAUAGUGCUGCACAACAGUAAUUACAUAUCCAUUUGGAUGGCUCGCCAGAGCAGAAUAGGCACAAUUCAAUGAACUGUGAACAACCAAUCUGCUCUUCCAGAUUGCCUAGCCAUAUCUUAAUGCAAAGGUGAAUAUGUACCUGCAUCUUAAUGCAAGAGUGGGUGCAUAGCCACAUCAAAGUCUCGUUUCUGUACUAAUUAUUUAUGUGAUGUACUAAUUCUGUGUGUGGUUAUCACUGGGACAAACCAAUUGAGAGCAACAAUUACAGCUGAGACUCCUGGAUGCUUCUGUGUAUUAUGACUUUUGCCAUUGCACAGUUCAUCAAGGCAUUUGCAUCUUAAUGUAGUCUCAAAUCACGUGAGGCAAGAAUUUUUCAGUUUUUAUGUGAAAAAGAUGGAAAUAGAAAUGGACUGCCUUCAAGUUGAUUCCGACUUAUGGCAACUCUAUGAAUAGGGUUUUCAUGGUAAGCAGUAUUCAGAGGUGGUUUACCAUUGCCUUCCUCUGAGAAGCAGUGACUGGCCCAAGGUCUCCCAGUGAGCUUCAUGGCUGUGUGGGGAUUCGAACCCUGGUCUCCCAGGUCUUAGUCCAACACUCUAACCACAUAAUUUUUCCCAUUAGAGCUAUUGUCCUGGUAGCCUCUUGCUAGCAUGCUGUGCAGGAACAAUGCAAAGAGCCUCAUUUUCCCUUGAUGAUUUCUAUUAACGUCUUGCCGUUUAAAAAGUUGUCUUUCUGCAUAUAAUUAUGGACCUAAUCUUGCCCAUGGAAAAUUAGCUAGGCCCUGACUGAGCUUUUAUUGUGUCUCACAUUACCACUAACAGCCCUAAGUGGAGAAGCACAUUCCCAUCCACAUCAAAAGAUGAAUCUAGCCAGGUCAAGGAGCCUACAGAAGCAUCUUCAUUGGCGUUGGUUGUACACAUUAAAUCCUGCUUACAUAGCUUUUGUUUGCUGGAUUGUGGUGCUAGUUUUUGCCAUACAUUUUGGUGUGGACCUGAGCCUUCAUUUUACACACAUAUUCUCAAUGCUACUGCUUUUAAAUGCCAAACUAGAAGCCAACCCUUAAGUAAGCAGACUUUUGAAGAUGCGAACACUCUGCAAAGUAAGUCAAAUUAAUCGAUUGUUCUACAUUUAAAGCUAGCUAUUCUGAAAGCUCUUUUCAAAUGUAUCUUACCGUGGCUUUGUGAAGUGAGUCUUCAGAUCUGAAAUGACUGCUAAGUCAAGACUUGAUCUUAAUGCAGUGUUUUAAGCUAUCAGUCCUAAGUUCACAUACAACAUUGUUGGAGUGGAAUUGUGACAUAAACCUUGGGGUACCAAAAAAAAAUCCUUUUACAUGAAAAGCCUUUUCUUUAUAGGUGCAUUCUUUAGUUUAAUUCAAAUAUGGAUGCAUUUUUGUCUAGAAUGUUGUUCUGUAUGUGAUCAUUGCCUUUUGAGGGGCACUUCAACUUUGCACUGUUCUAAAAAGUUUUGUAAAGAAUCUUUUUUUUUGCAUUCAAAUGUGCCUAAACUUAUAUGCUGCCAUGCUGCAAGCCUGUCUUUUAGUAGGGAUGUUGUCCUGCUGUGCACCUUUUUUUAAAAAAUGCAGUGUACUCAAUCUUGAAGUGCCCAUCUAGAAUGGCAGAAGGAUGCUAGUCAGAGAAAAAACUCAACAAGCCACUUUAUGCCACCUUCUUGUAUAUGUUUCUAAAAUGAAGCUUUUUGUGCACUACAUUAUCCUUUCAUUGUAAAGCUUUCCCUUUAUUAUGAGGCUCAUAUGCCAUAAUGUAUUUGUUGAAUUUUUCUGCUCUUUUGCUGAUGCAUAUAAUUGAUGACUCUAUUUUGUUAGAAUGUUACUUUGUUAAAUGAAAGAAAAGUUAAAAACAAAAGGAAAGGUUAAUUCCUUUUUUGAACCUAUGAAAGAAUGUUACAAACAGCUUCAGAAAAAAAAUCAGCAGGAUACCUGAUCUGUCAAGAUUUUUUCAGCUUUUAUGUCAAAAUAAAACAA
Molecule: messenger RNA, 7559 nt
Organism: Rhineura floridana
Lineage: Eukaryota; Metazoa; Chordata; Lepidosauria; Squamata; Rhineuridae
Gene: ESR1
Product: estrogen receptor 1
Exons: 11
Coding region: 604-2370 (588 amino acids)
Biological process (GO): regulation of DNA-templated transcription; steroid hormone receptor signaling pathway
Cellular component (GO): nucleus
Molecular function (GO): nuclear estrogen receptor activity; sequence-specific DNA binding; DNA-binding transcription factor activity
Source: RefSeq, a predicted model, not a curated record